This is a messenger RNA of Nicotiana attenuata, 2339 nucleotides long. RefSeq lists its product as uncharacterized. The record is from RefSeq and is a predicted model, not a curated record. The transcript has 8 exons. Gene Ontology annotation, cellular component: cytoplasm. The coding region runs from base 461 to 1957 and encodes 498 amino acids. NCBI's taxonomy places the organism in Eukaryota, Viridiplantae, Streptophyta, Magnoliopsida, Solanales, Solanaceae.
CAACCAAUCAACAGGGUCAAGACCCGAUCCAUAUAUUAUCACUCCCUGAAUCCGACCCAAUUGAGUUAUCAUCAUCUUUCUCCUGCUCCCAUUCACAUCCUUUUUUUUUUUCAUAAUCCAAGUUUUGCAGUUUUGCUCAAAUUUCUGAAAGGAAUAUUCUGAAAUUUUCUUCUCAUUUAGGUUAAAGAUUUAAACUUUUCCUAUUUUGGUGCUCGGAUUUCAACUUUUUUAUAACCCCACGUCUUCUUUUGUAUGAAGCAAUAUUGUGGGUCUCAAAUAAAGUGGGAUCUUGAUUGAUUUUAGAUCCUACAUUAUCCAAAGAAGUGAGCUUUAUGGGGUAUAUUGAUUGUGUGUGAUGAGAUAUUGAGCUAAAAAAGGAAAAAAAAUACAAACUUGAGAUUUGAAUAGUGAUUUUAUGGGCAGAGAAUUGUAGGGGUUGGGGGGUUGGUCAUAAAGAAUAAUGGGGUUAAAAGGGACAGCUUUAGGGGAGAGUCGUGUAGAGAAACUGAAGAAUUGUAUAGUAUAUAGGUCUAGAAUGAAGCUAUGGAUUAUAAGGGUAACUACAUCUGUGCUGUUGUGGAUUUGUUUGGUUCAAUUGACUAUAUUGGGAGAGAAUUGGGGUCCUAGGGUUUUAAAAGGCUGGCCCUCUUGUUUUUCUCACGAAUCCACUGCACUACUCGUCGUUAAAUCAUCUCCUGCGGUCCCUGCUAGAGUUCUUCCACCAAAGAGGGUUUACAGGAAUAAUGGUUACCUCAUGGUUUCAUGCAAUGGUGGGCUUAAUCAAAUGCGGUCAGCGAUAUGUGAUAUGGUUGCUAUAGCAAGAUAUUUGAAUGUGACUCUUAUUGUUCCUGAGCUAGAUAAAACCUCCUUUUGGGCUGAUCCGAGUGAAUUUCAAGACAUAUUUGAUAUUGAUCAUUUUAUAACAUCCUUGAGAGAUGAAGUUCGAAUACUGAAGGAGCUACCUCCAAGACUGAAGAGGAGAGUAGAGUUAGGAACGAUUCAUACCAUGGCUCCUAUUAGUUGGUCCGACAUUUCCUACUACCAUAAUCAGAUUCUUCCCUUAAUUCGGAAGCAUAAAGUAGUUCAUUUGAACAGGACUGAUGCUCGGCUUGCCAAUAAUGGACAACCUAUGGAAAUUCAAAAGCUACGAUGCCGAGUUAAUUUUGGUGCGUUGAAAUUCACCCCACAAAUAGAAGAGCUGGGUAGAAAGGUUAUCAGACUACUCAGAGAAGAGGGUCCUUUUAUGGUUCUGCACCUAAGAUACGAAAUGGAUAUGUUAGCUUUCUCUGGCUGUACUCAGGGAUGCAACAAUGAGGAGGUUGAAGAGUUGACUAGAAUGAGAUAUGCUUAUCCGUGGUGGAAAGAAAAAAUUAUAAAUUCAGAUUUGAAAAGAAGAGACGGUCUCUGUCCUUUGACUCCUGAGGAAACUGCUCUUACUUUAAGGGCGUUGGACAUUGAUCCUAGUAUUCAAGUUUACAUCGCUGCAGGAGAGAUUUAUGGUGGAGAAAGGAGAAUGGCUAGUCUUGCUGCAGCUUAUCCAAAUCUGGUAAGGAAGGAGACACUACUAGAGCCUUCUGAGCUGAGGUUCUUUCAAAAUCACUCCUCCCAGAUGGCAGCAUUAGAUUAUCUCGUUUCUCUGGAGAGCGAUAUCUUUGUUCCUACUUAUGACGGAAACAUGGCUAAAGUUGUCGAAGGACAUCGCAGAUAUCUUGGAUACAAGAAAACUAUCUUGUUGCACAGAAGACUUCUGGUGGAUUUAAUAGACCAACAUAAUGCUGGAUCAUUGACAUGGGAUGAGUUUUCUAUCGCUGUUAAGGAAGCUCAUGCUGAACGUAUGGGCAACCCUACGAAGAGAUUAGUCAUUCAAGACAGACCUAAAGAGGAAGAUUAUUUUUACUCCAACCCGUGGGAGUGCUUAGAACCAUCUUAUGAGGAUGAGACGUUAAGCAACAUUUAAAUCAUGGUUGGUGGUAACAUUCGGGUUAGGAAAAGAUACUUCCGCGCACUUCUAUGACAUAUUUGGAGGAAAUGCUUAUACAACACUCGAAAAAUUUGAGCUCGAUUUUGCUUCUGAGGAGGCUGUUGAAGUAAAGGGUCUGUUGCACUCCAAAUCCUGAGAAGAACUCGGAAGCAUUUGAAAGGGUUAUAUAUAAAUGUUUUUUUUCCAGAAACCCUAUAAUAGAAUACAUGUAUAGAAACUGUCCUGCCAUUGUAGGGAUAUACAUUGUCAAUGGCAGUAUACACUGAGGGGGUAGUACAACAUAGAUUUGUUUUGCAGGAACUUUUGGAUUUGCUCAAAUUUAAAGUUCCAUUUAGGCUCCUCCAUUCUUUUUCUUAAA